AUGAAUAAAUUUAUGACGAAGGGCUUAUUUGUAACAUGCAAAAAAAUUAAUUGAGAUCUACUUUUAAGUAAAGGAGACCUUAUUAAACUAGGGUUUGUUCACAAUAUAAAUUUGCUGGUGUUCUCAGGAAGAAAACAAAAGUAAAAACAAAUCUAGAAUGAGAAAGCGAAUAAACUUGGUGCAGGUAAUUCCUGAAGAAAUUACCGAAGAAAUCUUGUGCUAUCUACCGGUGAAUUCCCUAUUGAGAUUCAAGUGCGUUUCAAAACGAUGGCGUUCGUUCAUCUCCAGUGAAUAUUUCACCAAGAGACACCUCAGCAAAUCGCACUCCGACAAAAAAGAUAACGGUAAUAAGUUCAUCUUCAGCUUCAAAGGUAAACAAAACAGUUUAACGACCCGUUUCUUGAGUGUCGGGUCGUCGUUCUCUCUUGACGAAGAUGAACCCAUCGUGACGACUAGUUUGGAUAUUCAAAUUCGACCCAGGUCCGAAAUUCAGGUCGUGGAAUCAUGCAACGGGCUAGUACUCGUCGAAAAUAUUUAUACAGGACAUUUGAUUUGUUGGAACCCUUCAACUAGAAAAACCAAACACAUUGAAAAACCCUUCGGUUUCGGUUUCGGUUGUGUCGAAGAAGAAGGAGGAUACGGGUUCGGGUACAACGAAUUGACGGACGAGUACAAGGUUGUCCGCGUUAGAUACAAGGAAUAUUAUGAGACACGGACACAUGCGCAUAUGUAUAGUUCCAAGGCUGGUUCUUGGAAAGAAAUCGAGGAUUUGGAUAAGCAUCUAGCGGGAAGACCCGGUAAGUUUGUCAAUGGAAGGCCACAUUGGUUGAUUUUCGGACGCAGUCCCGACUGGGAAAUUGUUGCUCUUGAUUUGGUGGAGGAGAAAUACGAAACUGUGGAUUGGCCGGUGUGCUUUCCGAAGGUCAAUAUGUUCCCACCCUACUUGGAGAAUACGGGAGGCUAUCUUACUUUGAUGGAUUGCAACAGUUAUGCGAAUGCGAUGAGUGUAUGGGUUAUGACACAGUACGGUGCGCCAGAAUCUUGGACUAAGAUUUGGACAUUUCCGAAUUCUUUCAAUCUUCCGAUAGAGCACGUAUGUCGUAGUCCAACGCCGCCGUUGUGUUUGAAGAGGAAUGGAGAUGUUGUGGUGGCUCUUGGAUCGGUGAUUGUUGCUUACAAUGGUGAAAAUUUGUUACGGUGGUCUCAAGUCGAUAAGUUCGAUCGUUUUAUUGGCUCCAUUUCUUAUGUUGAAAGCUUAGUUUCACCAUUUGGUAGUGACGAAAUCUUAGUUUCACCGGCCAGCUGGAUGAUGACGAUAUGAAUGAAGCUACUAAUUAUGACUAUGUUGCGCGCGAACAGCAAGAAAACGAAGCAGAAGAAUAAGGAGCUGACUUAGAAACCAUGGUUUGUUCCA
Messenger RNA from Erythranthe guttata (spotted monkey flower), 1414 nucleotides. The record is from RefSeq and is a predicted model, not a curated record. NCBI's taxonomy places the organism in Eukaryota, Viridiplantae, Streptophyta, Magnoliopsida, Lamiales, Phrymaceae.